AUGAACAAUCCAUCUAUCAUGUAAUUUACUUAAAAGGAAUCUGAAUUUUGUUGGUUGGUGGGUUUGAAAGCAAUCAGUACUAAGUAACCAAUGAUCACCAUGUGGAUGAAGAGUGAACAAAGAAAAGUUGAUCCAUCACUCUUAAAAAAUGAGUUCAUGAAGCAAUUCUAAUCAGGGUUCCUUCAUCUGAACAGUAUAAUAACUGGAGAUCGAAAUAAGAAUUCCUAAUUGAUCAAAGGAAUUUCUGAUAUUACUGUUAUAGCUAUAGUAAGAGUGAUAAGAGAGGAAGGAAUUAAAGAAUUCGAACAAAUUAGAAAUGACUUUUAAAAAUUGAUAACAAUAAUAACAUAUCUAAGUUUAACGAGAUCAGUGAUGAGUGAUGCAGUAAUGAAGUUCUUGAGCAAUUAAUAAAGUGAGAGUCACCAAUACCUUGACAAUUUGUUAUCAACACUUGCAAAAAUAGAAUAAAUGAAGAAUGCCAUGAACUCUAAUAAGCACGACCCAAUUAAAGAUGCUCAAUUAUACAAGUUGUUAUUUGGAAAAGGCAACUUUUAUGAUCCAUUUACAGCAAAUCACCAAACCACUACUACAGUCUAAUAGGCUCCUUAGAAUCAAUAGGCCAACCAACAAGGUCAUCAAGAAAAAUAGACAGCGCAAGUAUCCCCUAUGAAAUAAGCACUAACACCGACUUCCGAAUUAAAGCAACAUCAACAAUAGAUGAAUCAGUAAACCAUUCUUCAACAUUAACAGAUAAUUAAAUAAACUAAACCAUUAGUGCAAGUAGAAGAUUUUAGUGAAGAUUCAGGGGAUUCCUCAGUAGAUUUGGGGAAUAAAUAUAUAGUAAAUGCCAAAGCGCAGAAGUAAAUAAAUGGAUCUGAUAGUGAUUCUGAAAUUUAAGAGAUUCCUAAUUUUAAGAUUUGA
Molecule: messenger RNA, 921 nt
Organism: Paramecium octaurelia
Lineage: Eukaryota; Ciliophora; Oligohymenophorea; Peniculida; Parameciidae
Source: the annotation of a GenBank genome assembly